AUGAAUGCGAUCGACCUACGUGGUUUGCUUCGUCUGUCCAGCGAGCCCGGCAUUCCGGAUGGCAGACAGGACGCUGGAGUGCUGAUUCUGCUCGAUGGAACCCCAGAGGAAUAUCGAGUGUUUUUAUGUAUUCGGUCUGAUGAAAUGCGAAGACACCCGGGAGAGGUGUGCUUUCCGGGUGGAAUGCGUGACGCUGACGAGAAUCUGCAGGAGACCGCUAUUAGAGAAGCAGAAGAG
Ostertagia ostertagi is the source of this 237-nucleotide messenger RNA. The record is from the annotation of a GenBank genome assembly. NCBI's taxonomy places the organism in Eukaryota, Metazoa, Nematoda, Chromadorea, Rhabditida, Trichostrongylidae.